GGUUUCUUGGUAUCAUUCUGAUCUUACUAUAGAUAUGAUUCGUUAAAUGUUCGCAGAUUGAUUCUUCUGUUUGUUUAAAGCUGAUAAAGAUGAAUAAUGACCGAAAUUUAUUAAUCCGGCGUAUUGGUCGUAUUAAAAGAAAAUAUUCCAAUAAAUAUAAUUUCUUGAACACGAAAUACUUAUAGUAUAUGGACAAAUACCUACAUUUUAGGAAAAUUCAAAUUCUUCAAUAGUCGAUUUAUGUGAAUUAAUUCAAUCAUAGUUAAUAUGAUUAUCAUGAUAAUUUGCCAUCUUGUUUUAAAAGAAUAUGAACCAAUGAUGUCUUGAAUAUUCAACAUGAAUUUUAAGUUGUAAGCAUUUAAUAGAUUACUAUUAUGAUACCAACUAGUAUCUUUAUGAAUCUGAAAUUUGAUUGUGACAUUUAAAAACAAAAAAAAAAUAUGUUAUUUCUAUAUUUAUUUCAAGGGAAAAAUGACAAUGAAUAUUUAAAAGAUUCCGGCUUCUUUAGAGUAUUUCUUCUUAGAGGCUAACUUUUCCCAUCACUAAUAACGAACGCUCUAUGAAUAAUAACCGGAGUAAUUCUAUGAUCGACAAAGUAACAUCUGUAUGUAACAUAUUGCGUGAAAUGAAACGCACUUAUUUUUACUACUGUUACACUGAUGUUCAUAGGGAAUUGUCCAUUGUAAGGAGCAAUAUUAUUAACUAUAUCAUUCUUUCAUUAUGAAUGUAACCAAACGAGAGCAAUCUCAAUUAGAUAAUUAUACAAGCAUUUUACGAUUAUAACUGAAUCCAAUAUGUUCUUACGUACUCGACUAUUUAGAAAAAUACUCUUUAACGUAUCAAAAUCGUAAUCGGAUUGAACAAAGAAAGAGGGAAAGAUACAAUAUUGGUCUCGUUUUUGUGUAAUAUUACGACUGAAAGAUCAUUAGAAUUAACGAACGGUGAUCAAGAGAAUGUUAGUGCGGAGAGGAGUUCUCUUCUAUGUAAAUACCGCGGAUUGUAUUUAAUUCUAGGUUUCAUCUAUUUUGUGCUGAAAGUUUUUCACUUUUUGCUUCAACCGUCGAGGGGUACGAUUUAAAGAUUUCUAACAGGAGUUUGAUAAAAUUUCAAUGCCAAAGUACAUUAAACAAGAACUUAUAUGUGUGACGAUACGUCAAACUACGUAAUUAUCUCGAACGUGUAAGGUAAUGAACACACCACUUGUAAUUUUCUUCAUUGUGCAUUUCAGCUUUCUAUUAAUCAUAAUUGCCCUUUUUAAGCAUGAACAUUUUGUAGGGCAUACUAUUUGAUCGUGUGUCUUAAAUUAUUAAGGCAAUUCAGUAUUUAUAGAAAUGAACACUUAUAGUUGGACACUAUAAUCUAGGAAAGAAAUCUAUAUUUGUAUCAUUCUUGCUCUUCGAUUGUUAUUGUUUGUAAUUUUAUUUUUAUUUUGGUUAUUGAUUUUGAAAAAAAGAAACUAUUUUUUUUUAUGGUUAAAGUAACUACACUUCGUUCCUCCCAUUUAAUUUAUGUUAAUUUCAGGAUGAUUUAUUGUUUAAAAUUUUUCACUUUUUCGUUGAAAAACUUUCAUCGAAGAAAUAAAAAAUAUUUCAAACGUAUAUCUAGGUAAUUCAAGGUUGACUCAAAUGUAAUGUUUGUUUUUGAAUGUAUGUCUAAAAAAUGGUCUUAUCGCGUGCAAACACUAAUUAUAUCGUUUAAUAUGCUGUUAUUGUAUGUAAUGCAUAAUGCGCAGCAUCUUUAUGAAUAUUUAUAAAUAAAUACGUAUGUACAUACGUAUAAGAAAGAAUAAAAGAGCAUUAUAACUUUAGAACAGAAUCACCAUUACUCGUGUCACGGUUAAGUGAACAUAUGAAAGAGUAAUCAAGUUCCUUAUAAUAAUUAAUACAUCCGUAUCUCGAUUUUCACUAUACCUUUUUACAUGGUUAAAAGAAUCUACUUCCCUUAGAGUAUAUACACACAAAUUAUUCUACAUCGUACAAAAGCAGUUUUUAUUAUAUUAUUCAUAUACAUAUUCAUAUGUACAUCAUUCUUUUUUCAUUUUCUAAUCUUAUUGAAUGUACAUCGUAUAUUGAAUCUGCAAUAUGCAAAACCAUUUUUCUUCUUAGACUUUCUCUCUUUUUUUAAUAUUGGCAGAAUUUCAUUCAUACAGUUUUCUGUCGCAUAUAGAAAAAUGUGAAAUAUGCCCGUUGUGUAAAUCGAGGGCCGAAUGUAUUCACUAUUUGACAAUAUACAAUGGUUUUAAAUGCUCUUAAUUCUUAUGUCUCUUUUAUAUAUCUAACAAGAAAAGCAACCCAAUUGAUCAACUUUAAUUACAGUUCUUGUGCAGUAUUAUAGUAUGCAAGUCCCUGAUGACAUAUGUAAAGUAUUAAGUGUAAUUACUCAAUAAUUUUAAAGAAGUAAACAACCAUGGUAACAUACUUGUAAUGCAUAUUGGAAAACGAAGUUUUACAUUUAUUGUACUUAAUAUUUUACAUUUAUCAUUUGAGAUUUGUGUUUUAUCAUUCUGCAAAAGCAAAUGUAAGUAGUCAUGUAUUUUUCUAAUGGAUCUGCAUUAAAUAUUUUUCAAUAGUUUGUUUAGCACAGUGUUCUAUGGUUCAAAUAAAAAUGACAAAAUUUAUUAAUACAUUAUUAAUUUAAAAUAAUGAAUUAUAUAUACAUAUAUAUCUUACAUAAUUAAUAUGCAUACAAACUACUUUCUUCAAAAAUGUUCUAAUACUUUUUUAAAGAGAAUAGAAAGCUACAUCCAAAGAAUCAUUAAGAAAUGUAACGCAAUUGAAAGAAAUAAGCAUCAUUGUACUUUACAGCGAUAUAUAUCUGUAUACCUAAAUUCAUAGUAAUAAUCUAGGAGUUCAGAACAUUUAGAACCAUUCAAUCUUACUUUACGUACUUUAUACAUAACGUAAAAUGUUCUAAUAAUAAAGGCUGUUCUCUUUUGUGGGACAAUCUACGUGUCCAUCUCAUAGUAUAGAUCCAGGGCAGACCAAAUUUUAUUCACAUAAUACACAACAAAUAAAAGCAAUGUAUAGAGGUCUGUCAAAAAAUGUUUGUUUAUUGGAAAUUUAUUGGACACUUUGUUUUGAAGUUACUUACUCUUUAAAUAAUAUAAUUUUUUUAUUUAUUACUUAUUACAAAAAUGAAGGGAGCAAAUAAAAAAACAAUAUUAAGAAUACCAAAUGAUGCUUUAAAAUUGAUGUGAACCUUAUCAAGAAUCAUUGGCAAAAUGAAAAUUAUUGUUCAAAAUCAAUGGUAACACAAGCAUACUGUUUCAUUUAUCAAUGAAACAUUAUUUCAUUAAAAAAUUAAUUUUUAAAGAAUUAUCCCGUUACAGUAAAAAAUAUUCCAAAUUUAUUUAUCCGUAUUUUACUGACUUAUUUGAUUAUUUUCAUUAAUAAAAAUGACUUGAACGUAUAAAUAAAAAAAGUCCAUAAUUAAAAGAGUACAUCAAAUUUUCAACGCUACAGUAUUUCUUCUAAGAUUCUUGAUUUUUCGUAACUUCUUCAAAAUAAUUCAGUACUCCUUUAUUUUUAAAUUUUAAAAGUAAUCUAGUAAACCUUGAAGUACCUACGUGCAAGAGUACGUAUAACUUAUUAAAUUUUAUUCUUACUAUUAUAUGAAUUUCAGUGUAAAUAUUUUCACAUUUAAAGGCGAUAAGUAAUGAUGUCCACAAAAAAGAAAAAACAGCAAAUGUAACUGUGAAAAUAAACAACUGAAAAGAUUAAAGAUUUUAUCGCUUGAAACAUUAUACAAUAUAAAUACAAGAAAAGGGACGAAAACAUCUUUCUUUAAACUAUUAUGUUUUAAUAUGCAGUACUAUGUACAAAUAACACAUGCCAUGCGUCUUUUACUUAAACUUAAUUAUAUAGCACUAUUUAUGAUGCCCCGAAAUUAAAUUCUUAUACAUUUAUUUCCUUUGUAAAAUAUAAAUAUUCAUGUACACUAGUGUUACAUACCUCAGAAAAAAAAUUCGUGUUUUAAAUUUAAAUAAUUUAAUUCAUCUUGUAAUAUGAAGAUUUUCUUAUCUAAUAGAUUGUUAAAAUGAUUUAACAUAAAAGUAAAAUUAUACGCAAUAGUUUAAAAAAUUUGUAUUUUCUUGAAUUUAUAUAAAUUGUUUACAUAAUAAAUAAUAACAAUUCGCUCUAUAAGUUUCCCAAGAAAUAUGCUGUAUGAAUUAACAUAACUUAAAAUAAUUUAUGUUUAUAUACAUAAUAUUUGCAAAAAAGCCUUUAUACUUUGUAAUAAUCAUUGAUCUAUCAUCUAUCGUCUUCAUAAAACUUACGUAUACUUUCAGGUAAUACUUUAUAAACUUUAAAAAAGUAUUGAAACAUCCACUUUUUUUUACACUUAACGUACACUUGUUUAUCAGCUGAGUGUUACAGAAUCUGUAAUAUGUAUUCUAACAAAAUAGAAGCCCACAACUGUUAAAUCUUUUCUAAUGAAAAUAAUGUGCAAUGGCAAUCUUUUUUAAUUAGAAUGUAAUAAAUUAACAGUUGUAUUAGUGACAUUAUGUAAUAUCAAAAAUGAUAAAACAAUAUAGAUUCUAUGGAAGAAUUAAGUUUCCUUAAAAAUAUAUGCGUACAGCAUUUAUUAUAGGUACUCAUUGUGUUUGUAUUCAUCACAUAUUUGAAUACACAGUUUUUAAAAUAAUCUUUAAAUUAUAUUACAAACACAAACACAAAAUACUUGAUUUUGUUUAUGAGUAUAUCUGAAGAUAUAUAUAUUCUGUAUUGCAGUUUUAAAAUUUACAAAAACCAUGAACUGCAAAUUAUUUGUCUUAUUAUGAUAUUUUAGUAUAUAAUUGUAUAAUGUUUUGAGUAACAUGCACAGAAUGUGGAAACUUUUAAUUCAAUAGUUACUCUUUGCAACAAUUAGGAAAGCAUUCCUCCUUAAAAUCAAUGAAGAUAUAUUCAAAUUUAAAUUAAAUUGUUAAAAUAAACCUUCAAUUUCAAUGUUAACAUCCGAAAUUUUGAAUGACUAAAAAGUAUGGAAUCAUUUUCAGAAGCUGAAACGAAUAAUUUUCUUAUAUCCUACAUGAGACUUAAAUAUACUAAUUAAAUAGUGUUGUAUUAUCUCUGUAUAAACUGGAUAAUGAAAAUUUAUUGUUUUCCAAAACUAACGAAUUUCACAGUAGUCUAAAGAAUGCACUGAUAGUAAUUUUAAAAAUAAUGAAUAUAAAGCUCGAACUUAGAUGUGAAAACGCAGAUUCAUUAGAUUUUUCGUACAGUUGUUUCCUUGAUAGAAUUUAGACAUCGCUUGCUAUGUACAUGUACUUACUAUUCUCUCGUAUAUACAAGAAUAUACAAGGUGUCAUUGAACUAGCAAUUCACUUUCACAAUGAUUGAUGCUAUACGAAGAAAUAAAUCAAAAGUAGAAAAUAAUAUUUCUUUUCUAUUUGACAUUUUGUAUUUAAUACAAAUUAUUUUGGGCGUCUAUUCGCUAAAUAAUACCAGCAUAUUCAACAGUGAUCUCACAAUUUGAAAAAGUAAUUUCACGAGAUAAAAACGAAUUUGAAUCUGAACAGGAACAUCUGUUAAAACAAGACCAAGUGUAAAUACAAUAUUUCUUAAACUGUUCAAAUAUAAAAGAACACGUUAUUUUAUACUUUCGGAUUAUUUCUUCUUGCAGCUUCAGUCCGAGUUAGAUUGCACUAUUACUCGUAUGCUAUCCUAUACAGGGUGUUUAAAAAAUUUGAGAUCAAAUUUUCCUAGUACAUUGUAUAAGCAAAACCAGAGAAGAAGUGUUAUAUGAACGAAAGAUAAAAGAGUAUAUUUAAGAGAGUAGUUCUUCGUCAUCCAAAGACUUUUUAAUGCGACCUCUAACAAUUACAACAUAUGAGUUUCUUUCUUCAAAAUUACCAGCAACGUUUUCCACGCAAAUUUAUAAACGCUUAGAAUUGUUAAUUUUAAUUUACAAAGUAUGAUCAUAGUGACAAUUCUGUAUUCGUGCAGAUUGUACGAAUCGAUUUUGAUGGUUUUCCAUAUUAAAUACAAUUAAAACAGAUAGAAUAAUUCCGAAACGUAUUAUCACAUUUGCAAGACAUUCUUUUCCGCGUGUCUCUACUGGCAGAAUGCAUUGGUAAAAUUUGAUAGCCUCAAAUUCGAAAUGACCCGAACAGUUCGCACGUACUGUUGCUCUAAUAAUGUUGUGUAAUUUGUUAAGAACAACCAAGUACACUAUUUUUAACGUUGCGAAGGAGUCUGCUUCUUCCUCGUGCCGAUUUGAAUUUCAACAACUCCUUCGCGAGUCGCAUUCAUAAGAUAAUUAAAGUGGAAAAGCCUUAAACGAGUUUAGAAAGUUCAUUCUUGAUCGGCAAAGUGUAGGCAGCGUGCUACAUAUAGCAUAUCAUAAUGAAUAUAGAUCAAGAUAAGUGUACACACUCCAUAUAUAAUAGAAAUGCACGUGGCCGUUCGCACGAGAGAAACAAGUUAGACACCCCUUUGCUCGCUUUCUUCUAGGGAAUCCAUUUAAACACGAUGCUGUAUGGCUUGAUGGAGAAUUUCGAUGUUACUGUCUUAGCGAAUAACUGCCAAACUCUUCGUUACAUGGUAGAACGUAAAGAGGUUUCUUAAGAUUCUCAACGUUUCUUUGCAACUGAAUCUACCGUGAUUUAAAGAAAUGCAGCCAUGAAAGUAUCACGAAGCUUGCAGUGUGCCCAGCUCUCGUGUUUCCGUUCGGUGACGUGGGAAUGUUACGCGAUCUUAAAUGUUACUCGAAUAGUGAACUGUUUUCUUCGCUAAUCACAUGUUAUAGACGUUAAUCGUAUAUUGUUAAAAAUUGAUCCUACAUGAUACGCAAAUAGGUGGCGUCAGAUUUUAGGGGAUCGCUUUAGGGGUUGUCAAAGCGAGAAAGAAAGGCUGAACAUGCGAGGACACGUCGCGAAUCAUUCAUCUUUAACAGUAGAACUAUAUCGAGCAGCUGAAUUGAUUUUUAAGCAUUUUUUUAAUAGAAACCGUACAGGUGCAUUGAUUAAGAUGCCAGUUGAGUUAUAUUUUAAUUUGUAUAUUAAUAAAUCAACUAUUUUAAUCAUUUCUCGAAGAAGCACUCGCGUGCUUUCAAUAAUUGUGAAAGAAUAAGCGAAGAAUGGGUCAUCUUGACCCACUUGGUAGUUCUAGUGUUAAUUUCUGAAUUCGAAGAUUAAACAUUCAGAAAGGAAACGGUAUGUGAAUAUUUUUCAUUCUGACAUAUCUAAAUCUGAUAACUCUAAAUCUGAUCGAAUGAAAGGUCGGUAAUUAAACUUCACUUUCAUUCGUUGCUCGGCAAACUAUUUACAGCAAAUUUAUGUUGUGUACAUUAUAUUCGGAAAGACGUUUUCUUUGUAAUAGAAGUUGUUCCAGUGUUUUUGUGAAAAGUAUUUAUUUCAUAGUACACGAACUUUAUACGUUAUAAAAACGUUAUAAAAAGUGAAAUAAUUAAAAUUUUAAAGGGGUAUAAUUUUAUAUGUUAAUUUUGAAUACAAUACGAAUGGACGUAUAAAUAAUUAACAAUAAAAAUAAUAAUUAACACUGUACAGGUGGAUGAUUCUCGAACUCACAGGAGCAAAGUCUUUCGGUCGCUAAAAUUUGACGCGAAGUAUUUUGAACGCGCUGUAUAUGUGCAUAUUAGAAAAUUUGUACACGUGUACUAGUUCAAGCAAAGAAAGUGUUCACGAGGGAAGAGUCGGGGGCGAACAUUUUUCGUGUCUUCGGUGAUGCGUUCGAAGGGAUCGAAGAAACAGAAUGGCGUCUAGUAUAUAGAGUAUUUAGAUGAACAGUAAUGAAAUGAAUUUUGGCAUGGAAAUUUUUAUCCAUAUAUUUGGCGAUCGAUGGAAUGGUACGAAUAAAAUAUAUGGGAUCAAACAAUAUUGUUUAUAUUGGGUGGCCGAAAUUUAUCUAGUCAUUACGCUAAGAGUAAGACGAGUACACGCAUACGUAUGUAAUAUACAUACACACGUGAACGUAUAAAUACGUAUGUAUGCAGGCUAUAGAUAAACAAAAUAUAAAUAUAAAUAUAAAUAUAAAUAUAAAUAUAAAUACAAAUAUAAAUAUAAAUAUAAAUAUAAAUAUAAAUACAAAUAUAAAUAUAAAUAUAAAUAUAAAUAUAAAUAUAAAUAUAAAGAUGAACAUAAAUAUAAAUACGAAUAUAAAUUAUAAAUACGAGAUAUAAAUAUAAAUAACAAAUGAAUAAAAAUAAAGUGAAAUACUCAGCCAUCGCGAGCCACCCUGACUGAACGUGUCUAGCCACACUUUAAUAAAUAACAAUUUGCAAGUAACGUUAUUGUCGGUCUGACCUUGCGUGAUUAUUUUGAGAGGGCAUCAUCUUCAAACAGAAAAUCGGCUACGCUUCUUCUUCCGUUUACCUUUUUCUGUUCAAGGGAAGAGCUGUUCGAGUGAAACUCGCGAGAAACUGCAAAUGUAGAUCGCGAGACUGUACAGAGGUCUGUAAAUUAUUAGACUCGAAACAAUUCUGAUUCUACUCGUUUCUUUACUUAUCAAUCGAGGGAAAUCAAUUUCUUUCCAUUUUUAUUUUUCAACCCGAACACUCGGAUUCUAUCGUCGAUUCUUUGCAUUCUCCUUCGAAACGACACUUUUGUACCACGCCAUUGGAUUCUUGUUGAAUAUCCCGUAUUAUUCGAUCAUUUUCUUCCUCUAUGAAAUCGUGCUUUCCAGAAUUUGAAUUUUAGGGGAGAAUUAAGGUUUUCAUUUUGAACGUAUUCAGAUGUAUAUUUUGAAAACUUGUUAAGAAAGGUGAAAUGCGAAGUGUAAAAAGCGAAGACUUCUCGCGUGCAACGGACAAAGCAGUUUGUGCACUUGGAAGAGAGUUUCGAAACGAGUUGUUAAAAUUGAAAAUUUUGGAACAUGAUCUUGUAGAGAAGAGAAGAGAAGAAGCGAGUAACACGGUAUAAUGUUUAUUAUAAAGACAGUGGCAUUCUAAAGAAAUUUGAUCUCUAAAGGAAGGUUACGAAUUGAUGAUACCGAACAUAAAAAUUCGAAAAUUCGAACCCCGUGAAACUGCAUUCUGCGAGCAUUUGUAGACAAUUGUUAUUAAAAGAAAAAGAACAUUAGAAGGGCAUCGAUACAGACAGUGAAGCGCAUUGUAAACCAUUAACCAAAUACAAGAUCGUGUUAAAAAGAAAGGGCAUCUUGCUAGCUAUUCAAAUGUAUGUGAACAAAGUGUGAAUAAAAAUAUUAUUUUGAAAGAAGCUCUCGUCGCUUGUCCUUUUCUAGCUUAGGUCUAAUAAUUCGCAUGGCCUCUGUACCAUUACAUUUCAUUGAAAAUUACAGACGUCGAGUGCGCGCAAACGAGAUACUACAGUGGUCUUAGAGAAUAAUGUAUAUUGCGUGGUGUUAUUGACCGUGACAGCGUAUUGAAAGUUACUUCCAGAAAAAUCGUUACAAAAACGCAAAAAAAGAAUAAUACUAUUUAAAAUAUUACAAGUUAGAAACCGACGAUGUUUCUUAUGGUCGCUUGUACGAUAUAAAGACAAAUAUAUAUUAUAAAUACAUAAAGAUACAAAUAUAUAAAGCUACGUGGAAUCCCCGAAUGCGAAUUGUUACCGCAAACGCGUAUUAAAAAAGAAGAAAAAAAAAAGUAUUCGCUUCCGAAUAUUAUUGUAAGGGGCUUUGAUACAUUGAACUAUUAUAGAACCAUUCAUAUUUAAACGAGGAGGGACGAGCACACACUUUUAUUACGCUAUCCACUCUCUUCGAUUGUCCCGCGAGCGAGGGAAUCGGUACCAUUGGUCCCGUUUCCGGUCGCCGCGAGAACAAGGUGAACCCUGAGCGUUCGCGAAUGUGUUAUACAAUUGAAAUGCUCGUGUACUGGUAGCGGAUAGUACAGUUUUCGUGUGUCCAGAUAACAAAAUGUUCGUAAGUUUACGGCUCGCAAUACGAAAAAUAAAAAGGGAAAAAAAAUAUGAAGGAUGUCGCGUUGUUCGAGAUUACUUGCCGAUAGAAUGAGUAUCGGUCAGGGAAGCACGGAAAUUAACUUUACUAAGACUUCGAAUCGAGACAAUUAUGUAUAGCUUUUUAUAUGAAGUCAGACAAUGAAAUUCCACGACGUGCAGAGGUCGUAAAUAAAACGCGCAGCGAGACUUCAUUUGUGAGAGUACAUUUAAGUCGUAUUCGCUAGUAUAAGUUCGAUUAAUGUUAACAAAUGAACCUUCGAGCUCGUCAGAUUCGGAACACUUGGAAACGAGGAAGUUCGCAAUGACCUUUGUUCUCUUACCGUUUUGUUCAAGCUUUCUAUAAAAGUAGACUCGUCGGAAAUGUUCGACGCAUGUUUAUUCUUUUAUGACCCGUGUUCGUAUUAACUGGGUGAAGAUGUCUUGUCAAGUUUAACACGGAGAAGUAUUUGUCUAUGUAUUAACGCUAGAACUACCGAACGUUCAACUUCUUGCCUAUGUAUUAUUUCUCAAAUGUAAUCGAUGUAAGUACUUUGUCAUUAAUACUUUAUUGAAAAAAGAGAGAAAAACUCUAGGUAUAUUCCAUGCCCGCGUUUGUUCUAUUAUAGAAUAAUUAUAUAUUAUAUAAUAAUUGAUGACAGAAGAUUAAUAUUUCAUUUGAAUUCAAUGGAAUUUAGCGAUAUUUAUGUUUGUUAAACUCUGUUUAAAAUUUCGUCGCGAGAUAAGGGGUUGAUAUGAUUAACAUGUGAUUCUUAUAAAAAUUGUAACAAUAGAUUUCUUUUGGUUUCUUCGUGUAUUCGUUGUAGUACUCGCGUGAAGCAGUUUACGUUUACAAUCGUUUAGGACAUUUGACACUGAGUUAACCGUUUGAGCCUCGGGUCUCCUCAAAAUCCGGUUGAAAAGUGGCAAGUGGCGCGAUCGAUCCAUUUUUCUAUUUCUAAGCAGGUAAUAAAAAGAUAGAAAUAAAAAAUUAAAAGGAAAACAAAUAAAGUUAAUUCUGGCACUUUUAGUGUAACGGAGAAGCAUUAUCGUGCUGCUUGGUACAUACUCAAACGGUUAAGAUAUCAAUAAUUGCGAAAUAAGGCAACUGAGACCCGCCAUUUUGUCGGGUGCGGUAGUUCCAGUGUUAAAUAUAUAAAUGUGAACUACUGUAUCAUUUAUGGCAGUUAGAAACUAUCAUCGAUCAGAAUUUGUUUAUAUAAUCUGAUGUUUUCGUUUUAAUAACAAUGAUCAUCUUUAUUUCGAAAGAUUUCUUAGAAAUUACCAUUGUUGAAAACUGACAAAUGAGAAUUGUUACUUUGAAACAAAUGGUGACACCAUUUUUUAUGCUUUCGAAAUUCUGUUUGUGCCACAUUCUGCCUGACACGAGGGCAACAAUUUUUCUUUAUGUUACAUGCGUUUCUGUCCCGAUGGAAUAGUACUUUCUUCAAUGAUAUAAUUGAACAACCGUUUAAUUAUAGUUUCAUAAUUUCAUCUGUGUUCAUCUCUGGAUAUUAAAGAGAUCUGCGUCAAACAUUUUAGUAGACUCUAUGCGAAGUUUUAUCGAAAUCAGUCAGCACGUUACAGUUAUAAGCGAUGUUCUACGUUAGAACGACUUUAGGAUUUAUCAAAAUUGUUGUAUUAUCGAGAAAUAAUUUGUUUUUUUUCGAAUAGGGUUGGCAUUGACCAAGUAAUUUGUGAGACGACAGAAAUUGCAUUUUUACGCUGAAUGAACCGUUGAUUUGAUGUGCUGUUUAUUUAUGAGCAGUUUUAUAUAACAACCCGACGUCAUUCUAAAAGGAAGAGAACAUGAAUUUUCUAACGAUCACUGAUCGUGCAAAGUCAGUACGAACGAUAGACGCAACAUUACUUUAAGCAAAUCGUUGGUAAGAUAAUCUAAACGCAACCAUUUGUAACGUCUGUAAGUGAUAAAUUAUACCUUAUACAUAAAUAGAGCUUGCGCUGUAGCUUCAUCAGUCAUGAAACAGACUACAAGAUAUCGUGACUGUCUAUAUCAAUGUUUGUGAGUGUACUAUAAGUUAUAAAUUAUAAGUGAACUACUGAAUGUGUACAUGUUUUAAAUGUCGCAACUGCGGGAUACCUGAAAGUGGCAGCACCAAUCAGGUGUUACAGACUUGGUCUCUGGUCUAUAUUGUUAAUGCGUAGUCGUGGAUCAUAUUUUCUGAAUACGGAGUCGCGCUUGUGGUAAAAUGCAAUGUCUACCUCGCGGGAGAAAAGUCUGUUAAUUAAUAAUUUUUUGGAUUUUUUGUGUAGGACCGUUAGCUACAUAAAAGUUCCUUGCUAAGUGAGUGAUUUGCUUGUUGUUUGUCAUGUAAAAUGAGCUUUUCCGUGAAAAAAACAGGUGGUAGAAUGUGGCAUGAAGCGCGAAAACAGGAAAAGAAAAUUCGUGGGAUGCUGGUUGACUAUCGUCGCCGAGCUGAACGACGAAGAGAUUAUUAUGAGAAGAUUAAAUCAGAUCCUACGCAAUUUCUACAACUGCAUGGAAGGCCCUGUAAAAUACAUUUAGAUCCUGCGAUAGCAACGGCUGGUGAUAGUCCAGCAAAUAUGAUGCCGUGGCAAGGAAACGAGGACAAUCUUAUUGAUCGUUUUGAUGUACGUGCUCAUCUUGAUUGGAUACCAGAAGCACCAGACUCUAUUGAUGUAGAUAUUGCUCUUACUAGUGAAGAUAGACAUAUCAAUUAUGAACGCUAUCGUAUAAUCGUGCAAAAUGAAUUUUUAGGAGUAACGGAAGAAAAGUUUCUACACCAAAUACAUCUAGAAGAACAAUUUGGUUCAUCAACCAAAUUAGAUGCUACAAGAGAUAAGAAAAAAUCAAGUAAUAAUGUAGCCAUCGGAUACAAUUAUGAAACAGAGGAACCCAUACCUGAAACGAUAAAAUCGUUAGACGCUGUUGUAUCUGAUGAGAAAGGAGAUGACGAAGAUAGCGAUAUCGAUCUAGAUAUUUGCGUGGAUGUAUCCCAAAUUGAGCCAUCACAAGCGCAUGAAAUGAACUUAGUGGCUCAAAAAUAUGGACUUUUAGGGGCUGAUUAUUUCAGUUUUUUAACUCAAGAUUUUGAAGAAGCUGAAACUUUGAGACAAGCACGUAAACAGGAAGAAGAAAAGGCUAUGUAUUCGGGGAGAAGAUCACGGAGAGAAAGACGCGCAUUUAGGGAGAAAAAGAUGAUUGGUCGAGUUAUGAGUCCACCGAGCUAUGCUGCUAGGGAAAGUCCUGAAUAUAACCCCUACAGAAAAUCUUCGUCUAAAUCUCGUUCGAGAUCUACAUCACCUGUAAAUACUGGACAAAUAACUUACAUUACAAGUUUUGGUGGCGAAGAAGAGACUCAUGGAAGUUCGUCUCAUGUUACUUCUUCCAAUUCAAGAAAAGUCAAUUAUUCCCAUCUCAGACGAAGAAGAUCAGAUAGUCCGAUGCUUAAUGAAAGAACAAUAAAUAGAAAGUUUUCAAAAUCAAGAUCAAGAAGUUGUUCCCGAUCUGUUAAUAAACCUAAAACAUAUAGGAACCGUGACAGAAAACGAAGCACAUCAAGAAUGAGAUCCAGGAGGACACGUUCACGACAUAGAAAAAUUACAAGAUCUAGAACGAGGAGUCGCUCUAGACGACCACGAAGUCGAAGUAAAUCUAAGUCUCGUUGCAGGAGUUUUAGUAGAUCUCAUUCUCGUACUGUUUCAAGAUCGAAAACAAGGUCUAGAUCUCGUUCACGCGCAAAAAGAUCUAGAAGUUUGUCGUCGAGAAGUUCAUCUAGAUCAAAGUCAAAGUCAAGAUCAAGAUCGAGACUACGAUCAAAAUCAAGAUCCAAAUCUCACAAUCGAAGCCAUUCGAGAGAUAGUUAUCGCAGAAGACAUUAUUCUCCAUCAAAAUCAGCAUCAAAAUCUCGAUCCAGAACUAAAUCUCAAUCUAGGUCUAGGUCAAGAUCAAGAUCAAGAAGUCAGACGAGAUGCAAGCGAUCCCGAAGUAUUGAAAACAAAAUGCAAACACUGCCAAGAUACUAUGGUCGUCGUGGAAAAUCGUCAAGCUUAGAAUUAGAAUUAUCAGACAACGAAGAUAAAGUUCCUACGGCAGCCCCAAAACCCACGGUUAAUAACACCUCGAACAUGAACAAGCCAAAAGCAGGGUUAAGUACAAAUUCUGGUGGCGGACACAAAUCACUGAAAAUUACACCUCAGGAGCGGCUUAAGAAAAAGAUGCAAGCUUUACUGAAUAAGCAAUAUAAAGCUGACAAGAAGGCUGAACAACUUAGGAUCGAAAAAAUGGAGCAACAACGGCAAGAUCGAGAAGAUGAAAUUCGAGAAAUGUCUUUGAAACUGCGUAGAAAGCAAAGAGAACGAAGACAUCGUUACGAAGGUCACAGUUCUGAUUCACAUUCCUCCGUGUCACGUACACCGAGUCCUGGACGUAGUCCACGAAAUGUCCGCCGUGAUCGAAAGGAGAGGGACAUAAGGGAUUUCGAAAGCGAUCGUGACCGAGAAAGAGAGAGAGAGAAGGAUAGACGAGACGACAGAGAAAAGUUUAGAAGUGAAUCUCGUAGAAGAUACAGAGAUUCUCCGAUUCGAUCUUUAAGUCCGAGGAGUAGCCGCGGCCUAGUCGAUUAUUGACAGCAAACGUGUGUAUGGUUAAUCUUCCAUUUAAUGGACUUAAAACUUUAUUAGACACUUCCUCAUCGCAUUCCUUCCGUAAUGCUACGAAUGUUCCACAAAAAUGCGACAAAAAAGAUAUAAAAUCUAUGGCAUACUUUACAAUUGUCCUUUAUUAUUAAUUAAUAUUGUUUACUAUUACAUUGCAAAUUAAUAAAUACAGUUGUUUCUUUACGCGCAUCAUUAUUAUCACACGCAAACUUUAUACUUCAUCAUUCUAUAAUUCUAAAAUUUAGUCAAUACGUAGUUUUAAGUAAAAUAGAAAGCAAAAUGUGAAAUCGCGAAAGGUCUAAUAAUGGUAUGGAUACUAUAACUUUUGAUUGUUCAAAUUUGUUUUCUUUAAUGUGCGCAAUAAGUUAAGUAGAAAUCUGUUUCAUCAAAUAUGCUGAUAUAAAGGGAAACUGAAUUUAUCUAAACAUAAACGAUAAUAGUUGUUGCAAUUUAUAAUAAAAUAUAAAAAAUUACCAAUUUCAUGCAUUUCAUAUUUAUUACAUUUUACAAAUAUUAUCCAUUACCCACAUACUGUUCUUACCAUGUACUGUAGAUACAUAACAUUUUGGAUCGUAAUGACUUCACGUUACAGAAAAUAUAAACAUAACUGUUUAUCAGUCUAAUAUUAUAGCAACCUCUUGAGAUACAAUAAAUAUAUUUAUUAUUAUAUAAUAGUUAUUUCGAUAUUAUACAUUACUUUGAAUACUAACAUGAUAAAAACG
Molecule: messenger RNA, 15219 nt
Organism: Nomia melanderi (Alkali bee)
Lineage: Eukaryota; Metazoa; Arthropoda; Insecta; Hymenoptera; Halictidae
Source: RefSeq, a predicted model, not a curated record